AUCAACUCAGCACAAUAUCACUGACAGUGAUUCACAUUUGCCUCUCAACUCUGAUGGAUACGUUUUUAAAAAGUGCUGCCCACCACAUGAAAUCUUGUCUGGCAAAGGCUGUGUACCAGGAGGACCUGAUUAUGUUCCAAGUAAGACAAUGACUAGGCUGACGGAAACCCACUUUCCACAGAUCUCAUGGCCUGAAUUAGAAGGAAAAAACUGUAGUACAAUGUUAAAAACGGGAGAGGAAUCGACUCACUGGAUGGUUGGAGAGGACAAUAGCCUGUCUGUAAGUUCCACCUAUGGGGAUCAAACUGAUUACUAUUAUUGUGUGGAAGAUUAUAGAGAAAUGACAGGUACAACAGAAAGUGUAGCCAUAUUGUGCUUGAGAGACGUAGCCCACAUUUUACCGCCUAGAUUGCUCGAUCGUUUCAGCAAAGGUCUUCAUGUUGGAAAAUGUUGUCCGAAAGGAGAGUACCUCAGUGACUCCCUGUCUUGUGUCAGUAACAACACUCUUGACCUGCAUAUUGUCAAGGCGGAAGAGUUUGUGGCAGCUAAUGUUACGGAAAUCGAAGUGGCAGGACGCCCAGUCUGCAAUAGUAAUAAUGUGUCUGUUCUGCAUUACUUUCCUUUUGGCCAACUAUCAGAUUCAGAUUACGCCGGCUUUGACGAAGACCAGACCAUGAGUAUUUUCUACGUGGAGGAGAAUACUUUAGAAAACAGCUGCAUCCGAGAAAAGGUACAGGUCAGAAAAACAGAAUACUGCAUCGAUUAUGCAGAUGUUUACAACAACACGGACAUUCUGGUCUUAGUGUGUAACAAUUUUGAAUCAAAGUUCUUGAAGCAUCAGGAAAAGUUCGUCGUCAUUCCUGUUCUUCUGGGAUUCUCCUGCGCUGCGUUACUCGCCACAGUUCUCUUCUUGGUCACCGUCAGAGUAAGGCGUGAACUAUAUACCGUGAGAAAGAUUAACACACUUGCUGGGAGAAUCCUUCUGGCUUAUGUGAUGUCCUACUUCCUGGCCUUUCAAAUCCUGAUCAUUGAGUUGAGUGUAGUUCACGAUGAAGGAACUUGCACUGUGCUUAGUGGGGCCCUGCUGUUCUCAACCUUAGCUGCCUUCCUGUGGAACACGUCUAUCUCCAUGGAGUCGCUCGUCCUCACAAUAGGUAUCAGAAUGAAUGAACACCUGAGGUUUCUGUGCUACUGCUUAUGGGCCUGGGGUGUGGCAGGUGUCAUCACAGCAGUAGCUCUGACACUUGACUAUUACAGACCCAACUUGCCUUGUUCAGUCAUCACACCAAGGUUUGGGCAAAAGGAGUGUUUCUUCUCUGAUGCAAAAGCACAGCUGCUCUAUCUAUAUUUGCCAAUGUGCAUCUCCCUAUGUGCAAACAUUGUCUUACUGGCAGCGAGCAAACUUGUCAGACGUGCGAAACUUAGGCGACUUCAGCAAGGGCCAAAGUCUGACAAGGCAGAGAGACAGUCAUCGGGACUCAGGAAAUAUGAGAAUCGUAGCAUGUUUAGUGAUUCAUUGAAGUUGGUGUUCUGGGCCGGACUGACUUGGAUAUCAGAAGUUGCCUCAUUUGUGUAUGAUUCUUAUGUGGGAGUUUCUGAAGAGUGGUACAGCUACCUACUCUACAUCCCUACAGCGUUGAACACUCUUCGGGGAGUUGGAAUUUUCUGCGUUAUCGUGCUGACCUUAGAACAGCGCAAGAGAAUGUACAGAAAGGUUGCAAGGCUCUGUCCAAGGGUUGCAUCACUAUGCAAGGAAAGCCAGCAGGACUCAAGGACUAAUACUAUGCCUUCAGACAAGCAUGCUGCCUCCCAAUACAAAACAUCGUCUACUGAUGAGACAGAGGUAACAGUUACAAGACUCUGAGCCAGCACACACACUUGAGUAUCAACCCAAACUGGUCCCAGAUAUAAAAUUAAGUAUGACAGCACUUGCUCAUCGUUAUUGUAAUGAGUAUGCAGAUUGUGCACAAAUACUAAACACUAGAGCUAAAGGAACUGACCCCACAGAGAACCACAUACAAUAUUUACAAGACUCAGUCUUUAGGGAACCAUAUACAUUUACCAGAAGAAUCUUAUUGUCAAGGGCACCCGAAGUAAGAGCCAAGGCCCUGAGUCUAUAUGAACCAGAGCCAAUGGGCACAAGAUUCUGAGUCUUUAGGGAACCAUACAUAUUUACCAGAAGAUUCUGAGUGUCAAGGGCACCAGAAGUAAGUGACAAGUCUCUGUCUACAAAAACCAGAGCCAACGUACGCAGGAUUCAGAGUCUACAGAGAACUACAUACAACAGCCAUGAAACAUUACACAUUCAUUCCUAGGAUAUUAGAUCCUCAUCAGGACCAGCAAAACGAGCCUUAUAGUGAACUUCUAUUUUACAAAGGGACGUGUUGGCUUCAACACAGUAAGCCAUUUUCAGCCUAAAUAGAGACACACGUCAAAACAGAAGACGAUAUUUUAAAGGAGGCUCACACUCAAGAGAAAAGUAAGUAUUUAAAAAAAAUUGAAGAACUAUGUUACCAUCAAUACAAAAACCACACUACUCAGAGUGAGAAAAAACAGUGGAUUAAGCUAAUACAUUUCAGCAAAUGACAGUCACUGAUACUAAGAACAAGCUGUGAAUGCCAACUGGCCUUCACUGCACCAUAUACUGGACCUAACUCCUGUUCCAGUCCCUUGAUUCAACUUAUUCACAGUUUGACCUACCUCAACUGAGAGUUUGAUGUGAGAAAUGGCUGAUGGGGAAUGUGGGCACAUCAUGAUGUAGUCAGACCAGCCAAAUUUAAUAGUCACUACUGGCUAAUGCACCUAAUCAAGAUGCUUAGUAUGGAGACUGGAUUGAGAGUUGCCAAAAGUUACAUGGAACCAUCUAUUCCAGUUGUAAGGUGAACGAUUUCUUGUUUUGGUUAUCAAAAAAUAGCAGCAACAUCGAAACAAACGAAAAUGAAUAAACAUUCAUCUGGGAUUCAUCAAAUUCUUUCUCCUGGAAGAUGAUAUGAAAUUAAAUAAGCCAAUGCUUGUCCAACAUGACUAUAGCAGACGUUGCUUCGACUGUGUACGAAUACAGCGAAACGAUACUGAUUACUUGGCAUGAAAUUUGACGAGAAAAUCCGCCCCCC
Messenger RNA from Macrobrachium nipponense, 3113 nucleotides. RefSeq lists its product as uncharacterized. Bases 149 to 1864 code for a protein of 571 amino acids. Gene Ontology annotation, molecular function: G protein-coupled receptor activity. Gene Ontology annotation, cellular component: membrane. Gene Ontology annotation, biological process: G protein-coupled receptor signaling pathway; cell surface receptor signaling pathway. The transcript has 6 exons. The record is from RefSeq and is a predicted model, not a curated record. NCBI's taxonomy places the organism in Eukaryota, Metazoa, Arthropoda, Malacostraca, Decapoda, Palaemonidae.